AUGAGCUACCAGGCUCCUCCUCCCGGCACCGCCGCCUACCCGCCGCCGGGCACGGCCUACCCUCCGCCGGGCCAGCAGGCGUACCCGCCACCGGGCGAGGGCUACCCGCCGCCGGCCUACGGCGCGCCGCCACCCAUGGCCGCCGGCGGGUACCCUCCCCCGCCGCCGCCGCAGCAGCAGGAUUCUAAGGGCGGCAACAACGGCUGCUUGAAAGGAUGCUUGGCCGCGCUCUGCUGCUGCUGCAUGCUCGACAUGUGCUUCUGA
This is a messenger RNA of Miscanthus lutarioriparius, 264 nucleotides long. Lineage: Eukaryota; Viridiplantae; Streptophyta; Magnoliopsida; Poales; Poaceae. The record is from the annotation of a GenBank genome assembly.